This is a messenger RNA of Brassica napus (rape), 1363 nucleotides long. Its product is annotated as adenine phosphoribosyltransferase 3-like. Bases 688 to 1149 code for a protein of 153 amino acids. Gene Ontology annotation, molecular function: adenine phosphoribosyltransferase activity. Gene Ontology annotation, cellular component: cytosol; cytoplasm. Gene Ontology annotation, biological process: adenine salvage. The record is from RefSeq and is a predicted model, not a curated record. The transcript is spliced from 5 exons. Lineage: Eukaryota; Viridiplantae; Streptophyta; Magnoliopsida; Brassicales; Brassicaceae.
GAAUUUCAACCUACUGUAAAGUUACCAAAAUAAAGCACAUGUGAGAGAAUGUGUGAUUUUCAAGGACCACACGUUACUUUUGAGUAUUAUUAUUAUAUUAAUUUUUCUUUAUUUUUUCUCGCAGGUUUCAACCGGUUGCAUAUGAGGGCAAUAUGGCAAUAUUAUGUAUAAGAGGCAGAGUGUAGAGGUGAUGUAGGUUUUUUGGUUAGCCAUUGAAUUAUAAUUUGUUUGAUGGUUAUACCACCCAAUUCCCCUUUUUUAAUCUCAUUGGCUUUUUUUUUUGACAAAAAAAUCUUUCAUAGUAUUUAAUCCUUAUUUUUAUAGAAAAUUACAAAAUUAUGUCGCUCACAAUUAUUCACCUUUUUCUCCUUCUCUCUCCCUUAAGAAAACAGAGGAUUUACGUUCAGUGUUUUUCGUUGACAAUGUCAGGAAACAAAGAAGAAGAGGAUCCUCGUAUCAACGGAAUCAAAACAAAGAUCCGUGUCGUUACAUGCUCUGUUUCGUCUCGUUGAAAAUGUUGUUUGUCUGAACUGCUUUCUUGGUUAUUUUCUUGAGAAAUUCAGGGGAUGUUGUACUGUUACCUUAACAGCUUAUUGUCACGAAUCUAUUUUUUUGUUAGAGGAUGUUGUUAUGAGUUGUAAGAAAGAAUAUAAAGGGUUAUAAAUAAGGAGGAAAAUUGCAGGAAUAAUGUUUCAAGACAUAACAACAGUACUGUUGGAUCCGAAAGCUUUCAAAGAUACAAUCGAUCUGUUUGUUGAGAGGUACAGGGACAACAACAUCUCAGUGGUUGCAGGAAUAGAGGCUCGUGGUUUCCUAUUCGGUCCACCAAUCGCAUUAGCCAUUGGAGCAAAGUUCGUUCCUCUCCCGAAACCCAAGAAACUGCCAGGUGAAACAAUCUUUGAAGAAUACGAAUUGGAGUACGGAAAUGACCGGCUAGAGAUGCACGUAGGAGCUGUUGAAGCCGGAGACCGAGCUUUGGUGGUUGAUGACCUUAUCGCAACCGGUGGUACUCUCUGCGCCGCCAUUAACUUGCUAGAGAGGGUUGGGGCGGAAGUUGUGGAAUGUGCAUGUGUGAUCGAGUUACCCGAAUUACAGGGAAGGCAGAGACUCAAGGGGAAACCAUUAUGUAUGCUUGUGGAGUAUCGAUGAUGAUUUUAGCUGAGAUGUUUGGUUUAAUGAUUUGGUUAACUAAUUAUUGGUUAUGCACCGAAAACUCGGAUUAUGCAGACUUAUUAGUGGAUUAUACAAUAUUUUAAUUUAAACUCUGGCGGAUUAGCUGGAACAAAUAAUAUUCUUGGUUCACCCUACCUAGAAGUUCACCAACCAAUAAGAUUGUGUUAUUUCAUAUUUGAUAUCUUUUAAA